AUGACAAAGGUUGACCCGUCGUCAACCACCUCUUCACAAACCGUAUAUCUUCCCCAUCAACCAGUUAUUCGAGAUGCGAGUGCCACCAUUCGAUUGCGAGUCGUCUUCAAUGCCUCGAGUUUCACCUCAAACGGUACGUCCUUAAACUCGCAUCUCCACGCAGGUCCCAAAUUGCAGUCUGAUCUGCCUACUAUUCUCUCUCGCUGGCGUCAGUUUCGUUACGUAUAUAGCGCUGACAUAGCCAAGAUGUAUCGACAAAUGUGGAUCGAUCCCCGCUAUAGAGAUUUUCAGCGAAUUGUUUGGACAACCGAGGAUGGAGCGACCGUGCAGGAGCUUUGUACAGUCACCUACGGCACGGCGUCAGCGCCCUUCCUCGCCCUUCGGGUUUUGAAGCAGUUGCUUGUCGACGAAAGCGACACUUUCCCUCUCGCGGCUCACAUCCUUAUAGACAACACUUACGUCGACGACGUUCUUUUCGGAGCUCAGACUCAGUCACUCCUCAAAUCAGCUCGCCAAGAACUAUGCGCGCUUCUCGCUCGAGGAGGGUUUGUCUUGCGGAAGUGGGCCAGCAACCAUACAUCCUUGCUUUUCGACAUUCCAUCAGAAGAUCACGGGCUGGUUCUCUCGACCAUUGCUAAACUCUUUGACCCGUUAGGAUGGGCUUCUCCCGUCAUUGUCACUGCCAAGAUCUUCAUACAAACACUCUGGAGUCUUCGUGUUGAUUGGGACGAAGUUCUGCCUUCCAGCACGCAGAGUCGUUGGGCCGCUAUUUAUCAAGCUCUCUCUCAUUUAAAUGAGGUAACGAUCUCCCACUGGACGGGACAGACUUUCGACUCUCAGCGAUGCGAACUUCAUGGUUUCGCGGAGGCCUCUACUGUGGCUUACGCCGCUUGUGUCUAUUUGCGACUGAUAUCAUCUUCCGGAGAGGUCACGGUUAAGCUGCUUGCUGAGAAAUCUCGGGUCGCGCCGCUCAAACCCAUGAGCAUCCCCAGGCUGGAGUUGUCGGCUGCCUUACUUCCAGCGCAGCUUAUCACAUUUCUCCAGAGCGCUCUGAAGCUCGAUCAGCACUCCUGCUUUUGUUGGACGGACUCAACCGUCACCUUGGCGUGGAUUCAUGCUCAUCCCGCCAAGUGGAAAACUUUUGUGGCAAAUCGAGUUGCUGAGAUGCAGACUCUUCUUCCAAGCGCAGAGUGGCGUCAUGUCUCAACAGGCGACAAUCCGGCGGGCUGUGCUUCCCGAGGACUCCUCGGCUCGGAGCUUCCGACUUUUCUGCUUUGGUGGCAAGGUCCUCCAUGGCUUAGCCAAGACGCAAAAGAGUGGCCCCAGCCGCUCCUCCCGUCCUCCCAUGAUUCAGUCCCCGAUAUUCGCAAUGUUACUGUGCACGUCGUGCACACUCCUAAGCAAUGGGAAUUGUCUAGUCAAUUCUCAAAAUGGUCCACGUUGCUGCGCGUGACAGCAUAUCAAAUGACUGUCAUCGCACUCAAACGUUCUGGAUCCGCACGAUCCAAACUGCCCAGUGAAAACAAUCUAGUCAAAAUGACGUCAAAAUACUAUCAAAUUGACAAUGAGUAUGAUGUCAAAUUGAGUAAUCAAAAUGAUGGCAAAAUGACGGCAAUUUGA
Messenger RNA from Vollenhovia emeryi, 1620 nucleotides. RefSeq lists its product as uncharacterized. The record is from RefSeq and is a predicted model, not a curated record. The transcript is spliced from 3 exons. NCBI's taxonomy places the organism in Eukaryota, Metazoa, Arthropoda, Insecta, Hymenoptera, Formicidae. Bases 1 to 1620 code for a protein of 539 amino acids.